Molecule: messenger RNA, 516 nt
Organism: Cryptosporidium muris RN66
Lineage: Eukaryota; Apicomplexa; Conoidasida; Eucoccidiorida; Cryptosporidiidae
Product: ubiquitin-conjugating enzyme family protein
Exons: 1
Coding region: 1-516 (171 amino acids)
Biological process (GO): protein neddylation
Cellular component (GO): nucleus
Molecular function (GO): NEDD8 transferase activity
Source: RefSeq, a predicted model, not a curated record
AUGUCCCUAAACCUGUGUGUAGAACCAUCUCUUUUGAGGCUUCAGAAAGAAUUUGAACAACUGGAUUUACCUGACUAUUGUAUAUUGCGUAUUGGAGAUGAAAAAUAUAUAGAAUUAAGUGGUCAAAUAGAAUAUUAUGAUUUUGAUCUAAUAGGUGAUCUUUUAAGUAAAUAUAGAUGUUUUAGUGUAUAUAUAACUCCACAAGAAGGUUACUGGAAAAAUAGAUGUAUAGAAUUUAACUUUAAGAUACCACCUGGAUAUCCUCAUGUAGCUCCAAAAGUAAAGUGUUUAACGAAAUUAUUUCACCCUAAUAUAGACGAAAAUGGCAAUAUAUGCUUAAAUUGCCUACGUGAAGAUUGGAAACCUAUACUUUCAAUAACUAUAAUAAUAUGUGGAUUAUUAAACUUAUUAAUAGAACCUAGUACUACAGAUCCUUUAAAUAAAGAAGCAGCUGAUAUAAUAAAUAUUAACCCUAUAUUAUUCCAAGAGACUAACAACAAAUUAUUUAAUAUAUAG